CAGGCUCUGAGGGGCCUCCCCCUGCCCCAUCAUGGCGUCUGCUCUCACCAUCCUCCUCCAUGAGACACAGAGAAGCUGAGAGCUGCAUGACACUUGGCCAGGCUGACUGUGACUGGGUUUCUUUCGUUUUGCAAAGACCUCUGCUUACUUUGACCGCACUAGAUUUCACCCGCAGAUUUGAGAGAAUGUCUGAUGGACACAGGAAGAGACGAGACAUCGUCAACUUCCUGUAGCGGCAGCUAGCAGUUGAGUUCCUUAUUUGCGGCUCGGUGGAGCUGGAGACUGGGGUGUUGGUGGCAGUGGUGAGGGGCCCCUCCCUGACCCCGUCAUGGCUUCUGCUCUCACCGUCCUCUUCCUAGGCUGCUGGUUUGCUGGGCGGAGCAGGGUGUCGGGAGAGUGGUCCCUCCCCAAACCCUCCAUCUCCGUCAGCCCCAGUGGGGUGAUCCCCAUGCGGGGAAACGUCACCAUCCGGUGUCGGAAUCAGUACCUGGGCAUGAGGUUCCUCCUCUACAAGGCUGGAGAUGGGAACUAUCUGACUUACACAGACCCUGCUGGCUCUGAGGCUGAAUUUCCCAUCACCAGCGCCAGACGGGAACACGGUGGCAGCUACACCUGUCGUUAUACCAACAGAACAGGACGAGCUGCCUACUCGGAGCCCAGUGACCCCGUGCAGAUCAUUGUAGCAGAGCUCAGCUACCCCAAACCCUCCAUCUCCCUGAGCCCCAGCGAGGGGGUCGCCCUGGGGGGAGCCGUGACCAUCCGAUGUCGGGGUUCACACCAGAACGUGAGGUUCCUUCUGUACAAAGAUGGGAACCUGAACGCGCUGCAGGACGUGAAGCCGGCUGGGGGCCUGGCUGAGUUUCUCAUUCGCAAUGUGAGCCAGGGAGACGCAGGGAGCUACAGCUGCUAUUAUCACAAGAAAUCGAACAGGUUCAUCUGGUCACAUCCCAGUGACCACGUGGAGCUGGUGGUAGCAGGUGGAUCGGUACCAAGCGCAGCACCGGUUCUGACCCGCACCAUCAUUGCCGGGGCGAGCGCGGCAGCCACCGUCCUCCUCCUCCUCCUCCUCCUGGCCUUUGUCUGCUACAGAAAAACCCGAGGAAAAUCCUCCAUUGACGAAGGGAAACAGACGCAGACCCUGGAGCCUGAUCCCAGCACCUACGCGGAGCUGGACCUCCAGACGCUGCAGCCCAGUGUGUACGGUGUGAUCAACGUGAGCCGGGGAGCCCCGCAGUGAGAGCCCCCCGCAGCCAUGGGGCGCCAUCCACUUGGGGGCAACAGACUCACCCCCUACAGCACCAGCCCCAGAGAACUCUGCUUCUAGGGAAGAUUUAGGGGGGGAUGCUGUGCUCUCCCUGCUGCAGCCUCAUGUCAUCAAGCUGCUGUCCUCCUGCCCCGCCCAGACCCACAUAUGGGGGGUAGGGGGAACUCAGAAUCGAUAGGGGGAGGGGACACAGCAAGGCAGCUUUGAUGUUAUUUUGCAUAUUGUUAACCUCCAGAUUUGUAAAAAUACAAAACCAUAAACCAGCCCCCAUGGGCAGCCCCCAGACCCCUGUCAUGGUGCCAGGAAAGUGUGUCGCACCUGGGGGGAGAUGGGAUUGCUGUGGGGAGGGGCGGGGUGCAUAGGUGCUGUCAGGGUUCUCUCCCCACUCUGAACUCUGGGGUACAGAUGUGGGGACCCACAUGAAAGACCCCCUAAGCUUAUUUCUACCAGUUUAGGAUUAAACCUUCCCCAAGGCACAAAUUCCUUUCCUUGUCCUUGGACAGUAUUGCUGCCACCACCACGUGAUUUAAACAAACAUUCAGGGAGGGGCCACUUGGAGCCCUGUCCCCCCAAAAUACCCCCCCAAGCCUCUUCACCCCCUUUCCUGGGGGGGGGCUUGAGAAUAAUAUACAAACGGAUAGGUUAACAAAGUGAGCACAGACCAGAUCCUUGGGUUUUUAGGACACUAAAAACCAAUCGGGUUCUUAAAAGAACUUUAUUAUAAAGAAAAAUAAAAUAAAAAGUAAAAGAAGCACCUCUGUAAAAUCAGGAUGGAAGGUAAUUUUACAGGGUACUAAAAAGAUAUAAAACACAGAGGAUUCCCUUCUAGGCUCAACUUCAAAGUUACAAAACAGGAAUAAACCUCCCUCUUGGCAUAGAGAAAAUUCACAAGUGAAACAAAAGAUAAUCUAAUGCAUUUCCUUGCCUUUACUUACAAUUUCUGUAAUUUUAGAUGUAGCAUUUCAGUAGGAGCUGGGUUACCUGCUUGGUCCCGCUCUUUGUCUCAAGAGCGAACACACACACAAGAGAAGAAACAAAGCUUCCCCUCCCCCCACCCCAUUUGAAAGUAUCUUCCUUCCUUAUUGGUCCUUCUGGUCAGGUGCCAACUAGAUUAAUUGAACUGUUUAACCCCUUACAGGUAAGUGAUUCUGUACUUCUGGCCAAGAGGGAUCUUGUAUUACUGCAUACAUAAAGGCUGUUACCCU
Malaclemys terrapin pileata is the source of this 2469-nucleotide messenger RNA. Its product is annotated as leukocyte immunoglobulin-like receptor subfamily B member 3. Lineage: Eukaryota; Metazoa; Chordata; Testudines; Emydidae. The transcript is spliced from 8 exons. The record is from RefSeq and is a predicted model, not a curated record. The coding region runs from base 329 to 1237 and encodes 302 amino acids.